Molecule: messenger RNA, 2623 nt
Organism: Acinonyx jubatus (cheetah)
Lineage: Eukaryota; Metazoa; Chordata; Mammalia; Carnivora; Felidae
Gene: PNMA1
Product: PNMA family member 1
Exons: 1
Coding region: 760-1821 (353 amino acids)
Source: RefSeq, a predicted model, not a curated record
GGACCUGGCAGAGGAGCUGCGCCACACCGCCGCCGCAGCCGGCGCACCGCCACUCCUGCCCGCCCUUGCCUCGCUUCUCGGUCCUCCUGGCGCCUCCGCUGCCCGUGUCGUCGUUCCUCGGCCACCUCGCCGUCUGGAGCCAUCACUAGGUCUGCAAAGAAGCCACUUGCGGACUGGCCCCGCCGCCGCCGCCGCCGCGACCUCAGAACAAUCUCUUCCUUCGGGGACUGCGCAGCCCUCGUCUGCAAAGCAGCCGCUCCUCGCCCAGCUGAAGGCCGGGCUCCGACCGCGAACGCCGGAUCAACAGGGGGAGCAAGCAGCGGGUGCCCGACGCCCCAGCUGCCGAGAGAAAGCGGCCACGCCCCGCGACCACACCCCGGCGCCUCUUCAGCCCCGCGGCUCCAGGCUUCGCCACCCGCCGUCGCUCCUCGCCUUCUGCGCUGCGACACGACACCCUGCCUGCGGGUGGGAGACGCGGGCUGCAGACCCCGACCCGAGACGCAAGAUGGCGGCGGACGCGUGACUGACUGCCAGAGCAUCCCAGAGGCUUCGCUCGGAGAACCAGCCGAAGGACUGACUUUGCGGGGCAGCGAAAGGACAAGAGGAGGACUCUGGUGUCAUUUGUUAAUUGUGAUCGCGUGAAGCUUGCCUCCCUCGGGCAUAUUGGGGGGAGUGUCUGCUGCUGUCCUAAGUCCCAGAGCACAGGGAGCCACAGCCUAAUCCUUAUUUGUAGAGUUGGGGCCCUUGACAGUUGGGAAAAUGGCGAUGACACUGUUGGAAGACUGGUGCAGGGGGAUGGAUGUGAACUCCCAGAGAGCCCUGCUGGUCUGGGGGAUCCCAGUGAACUGUGAUGAGGCUGAAAUCGAAGAGACCCUCCAGGCUGCGAUGCCCCAGGUGCCCUAUCGAGUACUUGGGAGAAUGUUUUGGAGGGAAGAGAAUGCAAAAGCAGCCUUGUUAGAGCUCACUGGCGCUGUCGAUUACGCCGCGAUCCCCAGGGAGAUGCCGGGUAAAGGAGGGGUCUGGAAAGUGGUCUUUAAACCCCCGACUUCCGAUGCUGAAUUUUUAGAAAGGCUGCACCUCUUCCUGGCGAGAGAGGGGUGGACCGUGCAAGAUGUUGCCCGCGUCCUUGGGUUUCAGAACCCUGCUCCGGCCCCAGGCCCAGAUAUGCCGGCAGAGAUGCUAAACUAUAUUUUGGAUAAUGUUAUUCAGCCUCUUGUUGAGUCCAUAUGGUACAAGAAGCUGACGCUGUUCUCUGGGAGGGACAUCCCGGGGCCGGGGGAGGAGACCUUUGAUCCCUGGCUGGAACACACUAAUGAGGUCAUAGAGGAGUGGCAGGUGUCUGAUGUAGAAAAGAGGCGGCGGUUGAUGGAGAGUCUUAGAGGCCCUGCCGCUGAUGUCAUCCGCAUCCUCAAGACUAACAACCCUGCAAUAACCACUGCUGAAUGCCUGAAGGCCCUUGAGCAGGUGUUUGGGAGCGUCGAGAGCUCUAGGGAUGCGCAGGUCAGAUUUCUGAACACUUACCAGAACCCGGGAGAAAAGUUAUCUGCAUAUGUCAUUCGACUGGAGCCUCUUCUGCAGAAGGUGGUGGAGAAGGGGGCUAUAGAUAAAGAUAACGUGAACCAGGCCCGCCUGGAGCAGGUUAUUGCCGGGGCCAACCACAGCGGGGCCAUCCGAAGGCAGCUGUGGCUGACGGGGGCUGCGGAAGGGCCUGCCCCUAACCUCUUCCAGUUGCUGGUGCAGAUCCGAGAGGAGGAGGCCAAGGAGGAGGAGGAGGAGGCUGAGGCCGCCCUCCUGCAGUUAGGCCUGGAGGGGCACUUCUGAGGCCCAGGAAACAGGCUGUACUGCAGAUCUAGAUCACAGCUGCUUUCCUUGUCUCCAUGCUAUCUUACAGGUGUCUCUUAGUAGUAAAGACUUAGCCAUGUGCUGGGGGGGAGGGGGUUUGAGAGCAGGGAGGCAGCAGGCCUGGGUAUUCAUGUAACAUUAGUACAAUCGUGCAAAUGAGCACCCUGAGCUACUUACUAUAAGUGAGUCGUACCUAGCUGCAAUGCCAGGUAAAGACUUGUGCACCAGUGCUCAGUGCAAGCUGUCGUUGUGGCAAUCAUCAGUUGUAAAACGUGAAUUUGUGACACUUCCCAUUGAGGUAAUUGUGAAAUUGCAUGUUCUGAUGUUUAGCGCAGGACCUGGCAAACACAAAAAGUGUUCAGUAAAAAUGAUGAGCCGUUAUUACUAAUAUCGUGAAUAGUUCUGUGUUUACAGUAAAUUGUUCCUAAUUUAUAUUAAUGGAAAGAAAUGUGACUUAAUUAGAUACUACCAGUUAUUCAACCAUACAAAGCAAAUUUCUUAUUUUUCAUCUUGAAACGUCUGGAUCAGUUUAAUUGACAAGUGUUCUGAGACUAUGGAAUGGGGUGUUAGGAAACAAUUCUAGAACUGCGUGAAUCAAUUUUUCUCUGUACAAGAUACAGAUAUAAACUGCAUGGGAAGGUUAUAAAGAACCAGUUACAGUAUCUAGUUCCCCACUUCAACUCUGUCAUUGAAUAGUAGUUCUUGUUCAUGCUGAUUCUAAGUGUUCUAAAUUUCAAGUUAUCAAAAUACAUGUAUAUGAAUAAAAAUAUUUUAAAAAUUC